AUUGUAUAUAAAAACCUUGUCACCCUCAUUGACUAUUACAAGGAUAUUUAUAUUGAGACUUACGAUUUCCGAGAAACCAUUCCUUUCCGAGCCCCCCCUUUAAAGUUUAACCUCAACAAAUUUGUGUCUCAAACCCCACUCUAUAUUAAUAGAAUUAAGGUGCAUUUCAAUAUUCAUAAUAGUAACCAUCAAAUUUUAACCCAUACUUUUAUUCAACAAAGACAAAUAAUGAGUAAUCCUUCCCUUGUUUUAAAUAAAAUUGAUGACAUCUCAUUUGAAGAGUAUGAUUCUCCCGUGAUUGACACCCCUUAUGAUGUAAUUGUAGAGGUGAAAAAAACUGGGAUUUGUGGUUCUGACAUUCAUUACUAUGCCCAUGGGAAAAUCGGACCUUUCUUAUUAACCAAACCUAUGGUAUUGGGCCAUGAAUCCGCGGGUAUUGUUUCUCAAGUUGGUUCUUCUGUCACCGGAUUGAAAGUGGGUGAUAACGUUUGUAUUGAACCAGGGUUACCAUCCAGAUUGAGUGAUGAAUAUAAAAGUGGGAAGUAUAAUUUAUGUCCUCAUAUGGCCUUCGCAGCAACCCCUAAUUCCACAGAGGGAGAACCAAACCCUCCAGGAACUUUAUGUAAGUAUUACAAGUGUCCUGAAGACUUUUUGGUUAAACUUCCAUCACAUAUUUCUUUAGAACUUGGUGCAUUGGUGGAACCAUUAAGUGUAGGUGUACAUGCCUCGAAAUUGGCUAAAAUUUCACUUGGUGAUAAUGUAAUAGUUUUCGGUGCUGGACCAGUUGGGAUGCUUGCAGCUGCAUCUGCCAAGAGUUUUGGAGCUUCCAAUGUAUUGAUCGUUGAUAUCUUUGAUGAUAAAUUGGCCAUGGCCAAGAAAAUUGGAGUUGCUACUCAUACAUUUAAUUCUAAAACUGAAGGAAAUGUCGAUGAAUUACUUGCAAAAUUUGAAGGACAUCAUCCUACUGUUGUUUUGGAGUGUACCGGUGCUGGUCCUUGUAUCAACAUGGGUAUCGCAGCCUUAGCCCCUGGUGGGAGAUAUGUCCAAGUUGGGAAUGCCCCCGGUCCUGUAAGCUUCCCAAUUACUGAAUUUGCCACUAAGGAAUUGACCAUGCAUGGUUCAUUUAGAUAUGGCUACAACGACUACAAAACAGGUGUAGCUAUUUUAGAUAAGAAUUACAAAAACGGAAAGGAAAAUGCACCAAUUGAUUUCGAAGCUUUAAUUACUCAUCGAUUCAAAUUUAAAGAUGCAAUUAAAGCCUAUGAUUUGGUAAGGGGCGGAAAUGGAUGCGUCAAGUGUAUUAUCGAUGGUCCAGAAUGAAUCGAAAAAGAGUUGAAGCUGAAUUUGUAAAACGUCUAGUUCUUACUCCGUUGAUACUUAUCACUAGCUGGUAUCAUGAAUUCAUUGUAUUUUCCAUUCCACUGCGCCGGGAAAUAAAAGGGUUCAGGUCUAGUCUUUGUAUUUUUCCUAUAUAGCAAUAAAUAUGCAACUCACAC
This is a messenger RNA of [Candida] anglica, 1496 nucleotides long. NCBI's taxonomy places the organism in Eukaryota, Fungi, Ascomycota, Pichiomycetes, Serinales, Debaryomycetaceae. The record is from the annotation of a GenBank genome assembly.